CAGUUUUUUCCUUUCGUCAAAAACGAGACAGCCACCAACAGUCGUCAUCUUUGCUACCAUGUAUUAAUUACAUAACAUCCUUAUCUCAUUGAAUUUAUGAUAGCCUUUGUCGAUCAGCAUUGCCGACUUGGAGUUAUGGCAAUCUUUGUUGCUUUUUGAUCCAUGCAUGUUUAUCCACCAGCACUUAGUCUAGCUUGAAUUCGAGAAUUGCAGAGUACCUUCUUCACAAAACAGAGAACUAGUAACUAAUCACUAAAAUGGCGUCCUCGGCCGCCUACGAUCGCCUAGCCGAGCUAAAGUCCUUCGACGAGACUAAAGCCGGCGUCAAAGGUCUCCUGCAUUCCGGGAUCACCGACCUCCCCCGCAUCUUCCACUUCCCGCCCCACCUUCUCGAUCACAGACCAUCGGUUUCCGCCGGCGACCCCAACUUCACUUUCCCGGUCAUCGACCUGGAAAGUGAAGGCGUGAGAUCAGACCCCGACAAGCGGAACAGAAUCGUCGAAAGAAUCCGCGACGCGUCAUCAAAUUGGGGAUUCUUCCAGGUGGUCAACCACGGUAUCCCCGAAACCCUCCUCGACGAGAUGAAAGCCGGCGUCCACAAAUUUCACGACCAGACCGUCGAGCUGAAGAAGCAAUUCUACGGCCGCGACCCGACCAAGAAAGUCUACUACAACAGCAACUUCGACCUGUUCGACGCCCCCGCCGCCAGCUGGAGGGACUCGGCGCUGUUCCACAUGGCGCCCGAUCCGCCGAGCGCCGACGAGAUUCCCGCUUGCUUCGGUGGCGUCCUGACGCGCUACUCCGAGGAAAUGCUGAGAUUCGGGGAUCUGCUGUUUCGGCUGCUGUCCGAGGCUCUGGGCUUGAGGCCCAAUCAUCUCAAGGAGAUGGGCUGCGCCGACGGGUUGCUGAUCGGGUGCCAUUACUAUCCGCCGUGUCCCCAGCCGGAGCUCACUCUGGGAACGGAUAAGCAUUCAGAUGUCGACUUUGCCACCGUGCUUUUGCAAGAUCGCAUUGGAGGGUUUCAGGUUCUUCACAAGGAUUGUUGGGUCGAUGUGCCGCCUCUGGCGGGAGGUCUGGUUGUUAACAUCGGUGAUAUGCUUCAGCUGAUAUCGAAUGACAAGUUUAUAAGCGCUCAACACAGAGUUCUGUCGAAAACGAUCGGACCCAGAGUGUCUGUACCAGCCUUUUUCAGUUCUGGAUUUUCACAGAAUCCAAAAGUUUACGGACCCAUAAAGGAGUUGUUAUGCGAAAAUAGCCCUCCAAGAUAUCAGGAGACCACGACUCAGAACUAUCGUGCCAAUUACUACAACAAAGGCCUUGAUGGGAAGUCUAGACUGUUGGAUUUUAAGCUCUAAGAAUCUGGAUGAAUGUUGGAGAAAAGAGGGUGAAUCCUUGCUGCAGAAGGAUUAGCGAUUAGGGCGCUAGAAAUCGGUUUGAAAUUAGAGUCUAUUUCUUUGGUCAAACUACAUUGUCUUGAUCUAUUUCGGUUUUUUCCCUAAAGUUUGUGAUUUGUAUGAGUUGAGUUCGUCCGUGAGUUGUUAGUAGAGCUGAGAAUUUGCAGCUGAAGUAGUUAGUCAUGGUUGUUGAAUUUGCAGUUGAAUUUGCAGUUGAGAGGUUAAUAUACGUCCUGGGGAGAGCGACAUUGUUGGGAGAUUGCGGCGUUGUUCCCUUUCAACAUUCAAUAAAAUUUGUCAAAUAGUUGUUUAUUUUCAGCAAGACUGUAACUCAUUGUAAGACUUGGUCUUUUAGAGGUCAUGAUAAUAAGGGUGUUUGUUCUACCAUUGUGUCAUUGUUUGUUGAUGUUUAAAGUUUAAACUAUGUAGCACUCUUAUUUCACAUAAGAUUGUAAGAACAUCAAAUGUGGAAAUUACCGUCUCUGUAAUAAAUCAUUAAGGUUUGA
Molecule: messenger RNA, 1900 nt
Organism: Linum trigynum
Lineage: Eukaryota; Viridiplantae; Streptophyta; Magnoliopsida; Malpighiales; Linaceae
Source: the annotation of a GenBank genome assembly